This is a messenger RNA of Stylophora pistillata, 547 nucleotides long. RefSeq names its product secretion-regulating guanine nucleotide exchange factor. NCBI's taxonomy places the organism in Eukaryota, Metazoa, Cnidaria, Anthozoa, Scleractinia, Pocilloporidae. The record is from RefSeq and is a predicted model, not a curated record. Gene Ontology annotation, cellular component: cytoplasm. Gene Ontology annotation, molecular function: guanyl-nucleotide exchange factor activity.
AAUUAAGAGCCGUUACACCACCUAUUUGCCGAAACAAAGAUGGCGGAGUACGGGACUUCUUUAGAGAAAGCAAUAAAAAGUGAACUGUUUUCGUGGGGGGCAAACAGCUACCGACAACUCUGUUGUGGCCACAAGAAGGAUGUCUCGCUUCCUGAAAACGUUGAUGCAAGUUGCUACCCAGAAAACUUUGUUGUAGCGGCGAUAGAUGGAGGUGGAGGACAUACAGCAAUUAUCACAGACAACCGUGAGCUGUUUAUGUGUGGUUGGAAUAACAAAGGUCAGCUGGGACUUGGUGAUACAGAGAAUAGACAAGUUUUGUGUCAUGUUCAAGGUCUCGGUUGUGUCAAAACAGUUUCAUGUGGAUGGAAUCACACCUUAGCUGUCACUGCUGAUGGAUCUGUGUGGUCUUGGGGAGCAAAUAAGAAGGGACAGCUUGGCAUGGGAAAAACUGAUGGCAAUUGUUCAACUCCUCAACAGGUUCUGUUCUCAGAUGGUCAGCAGAUAACUGAGGUUGUGGCAGGAGCAUACCAUUCAGCAGCAUUAACAA